Paralichthys olivaceus (Japanese flounder) is the source of this 1839-nucleotide messenger RNA. It is a transcript of the gene gtf3c5, whose product is annotated as general transcription factor IIIC, polypeptide 5. Gene Ontology annotation, biological process: transcription initiation at RNA polymerase III promoter. NCBI's taxonomy places the organism in Eukaryota, Metazoa, Chordata, Actinopteri, Pleuronectiformes, Paralichthyidae. Gene Ontology annotation, molecular function: RNA polymerase III type 2 promoter sequence-specific DNA binding; RNA polymerase III type 1 promoter sequence-specific DNA binding. The record is from RefSeq and is a predicted model, not a curated record. Gene Ontology annotation, cellular component: transcription factor TFIIIC complex.
AGGAUUUCCGCCCGGCGUUAUUUUGCACACGGACACGUCCUGGCUCUUUGCUAGUUACAGGCGUGUAAGCGGGAUUUUUUUUUUUAUUUCACGUGUUUCUCCUGCUUUAACUUCAACCACUACUGUGUUUUUGUGAGUGCUACGAACACAGGCGGUGAGAUGGCGGAGUUCACCCAGCUGAAGCUGGAUUUUACCCUGAAAGAACUGACCUGCCGGCCGGAGGACCGGGACGUGCCCGGCGCCUCGUCCAUCCUGGAGCUGCGGGACGACCGGCUGGUGUGUGUGGAGUAUCCGGCCGUGGUGACCAGCUCCAACAACAUGCUGGAGACUCUGGGGGGAGAACGAGCUGUGUCCAAAACCUUCGCUAACCCCAACAGGCGGCUUGAGCUGCGUUACCGACCUCAGGACCCCUUCUGUCACCCUCUGUGUGGAAACCGCUUUUCGUCCAGCAACCUCCUCCUCAGAGUGCGGCGGCGGGUGCGAAAAAAAGACCCCAAGGAUGUCCAGAUCCAGAUGGAUUUACUGGGAGUCAUUGGAACAACAUAUAAAUUCCAAGGGAUGGCAGACUUUCAGUGCCUCGCUGUGCAUUCAGAAGGUGGAACAGAUAUGGCUCUGUAUGACAAAAUCAUCCUUCGUAAAUCAGAGAAUCAGGAGUUUUUUGAAAAGCCCGUGCCUUACUUCCUUCCCCCGGCCAUCUUCUCACGUCUCGACAGUCCCGUGGAUUAUUUCUACCGACCCGACAUCCAUCACAACCAGAUGCCCAUCAACAAGAAAAGCUUUAUCGGUCUGAAUCGCGUGCGUCGGCCCAAUAAUGCCAUUUUUGUCAGCUUCACUGAUCCCACUGUGCCCAGUGAGUGUCUUGAGGGGGCGAAGCUCAAUUGGGCAAGAGUCUGCCUGAAGGACUCCGACAGAGAGAGUGAAGAGCAACUGAAAAUGAUGUUUGAGAGCCGGCCCAUCUGGUCCCGGAACGCAGUCAAGGCCAACAUCAACAUCCACCCUGAUAAACUGAAACUGCUGCUGCCCCUAUUUGCCUACUACAUGGUGACAGGGCCGUGGAGGAGUCUUUGGGUGCGGUUCGGCUAUGACCCCCGAAAAAACCCAGACUCCAAGAAAUACCAAAUGCUGGAUUUCAGGUUCCGCUGCAGCAGCAAGCACGGUUAUUCAAUAUCUGACCUGCCAGUAAAAGCCAAGAGGAGUGCGCUUAACUACAGUCUGCCUAUUACGUUCAACAAAACAGGCCCUCAGCCAGCGAGUGUGAUGGAUCUUCCAGCUCAGGAGGGUCCAAGCUCCAGUCGAGACACAAUCCCAGUCUCGUACAAGCUGAGGGAGUCCUCCUUUAUUUUCAGAGAUGGCAUGCUGCCUCCUCACAGACAGAUGUUUUACCAGCUGUGUGAUUUGGAUGUGGAAAGUCUCAAAGAGGUGAUUGAGCAGAAGGGAGAUGAACAGGUAUGUAACGAGCGGGAUGGCUGGUGUGUUCUCGGUACCACCGACAAGCUGAGGGACAUGAUCUCAGCCAUGAUCCAGAAAGUCACCUGGGCACAGAAACCAGCCGUGCCACAAGUCCUCAGAAGAAGCCAACGCAAUGUGUCAAAAUCCUCAAUGAAAGGUGCUUACGCAGAAGACGACGAGGACGAGGAUGAAGGUGAAAACGAGGACGACGACGAUGAUGAAUUUCUGCCGUCUGAGGGAAGUGAGAAUGAGAUGGAGACAGAGAUUCUGGACUACAUGUAACAAAGAACAGCCAAUGGAUGAUACGUCUCUGUACAGAUGAUGUGUUUGUAUUAUUUUUUUCUGUAAAAUGUAAAGUAACUUUGUUAAAUGGAAAUAAAAACAAAAGUA